Molecule: messenger RNA, 633 nt
Organism: Vicia faba (fava bean)
Lineage: Eukaryota; Viridiplantae; Streptophyta; Magnoliopsida; Fabales; Fabaceae
Source: the annotation of a GenBank genome assembly
AUGAAGAAGAGACACCACCCAUCUUACUCCUCAUCUUCAUCAGAGGAUUACACUUCAUCUUCAUCAGAGGAGGACAUUUCUGUUAUGCGUAUCGCGAAGAUCAACAAGGACAUGAAGAAACCUAAACCUCAAGAAAAUGGAAACCCUAAUGGUAAAAAUUUCGUAAUUGAGCAAAAACCACCAACAAGGAUUGCAACUCCUUCAGAAAUGAAGAAACCUAAACCUCAAGAAAAGGGAAACCCUAACACCAUUAUUGAGCAACAACCACCAAUAAUGAUUCGUUCUGACAAUGUGGAUAUGAGUGCUGCGAAUCCCGUAGACGUGAAGGUUUAUGCAGAUUCAUACGUGUACGAGAUGGAUAUGCCGGGAAUGAAAUCUGGUGGUGAGAUAAAGGUUGAGGUUGAAGAGGAUGAUUACCUUGUGAUUAGCGGAGAGAGGAAGAGAGAAGAAGGUGUAGAGUAUUUGAGGGCGGAGCGAAAGGUUGGGAAGUUCAUGCGCAGAUUUGUUCUUCCUAAGAAUGCAAAUACUGAUGCUGUUUCUGCUGUGUGUCAAGAUGGGGUACUCAGUGUUACUCUUCAGAAAUUGCCUCCUCCUAAGAACCCUAGAAAAACUAUUCAGGUUAUCAUUGCUUGA